AAACACCAACUUGCAACUCUGAAGCAAGAAUUCCAGAUCAACCUUGAACUGCGUCUCCCGCAAUCAAGACUCUAGUCUUCAACACAAGCGCCACCGUCAUCUUCGUCUACUCUCCGUUUCAUCCUUAUUCUCCUCAUUUGUCUCUCGUGUUUGUGAGGCGCGCUGCCCAACCUUUACUUACCGACCUUGACCGUUGCCGGACACCAUUAUCCCACAUCAAACAAGGUUCACAGAUAUUUCUGAAGCACAACUUGACUUGUUCUGGUUUGCUUAGUGUCACCACUUAUCAUUAUCUCGGACAUUGUCAGAAGCCCCGUGACCACGACGUGGCUGCGUGGGCUCUUACCGCUGGCUGCUGGCUGCUGGCUUCUGACUGCUCCUACAGACCUUUUUAUCUCUCGAGAUCCACUCUCGACUGGCCGCCUCCACAUCAUUUUCGGCUUCUGCGAUUCAUCCACAUCCAUUACCAUAUCCACAAUCAAGUGUCCACAUCCACAUCCACAUCAUCUGCAUGACCGUGGUCCGCCUCCCUGUUGAUCAUCCCGCAUUCCACCAUCCGCUCUUUCACGCUUUUUCCCAUCACUCAUCAUCAUUACUACUACAGCCAAAAGCACUACUGUCAACAACCAUCGCCAUCAGUCCACACCUCUGCGACAAUGGCCAUGCAAGGCCACUCGCCUUUUAAUGGGCCUUCUAGCCCUCAGCGCACUUACAACGGUACCUGACCUCUUUUCCGUUCCCUCCUCUCUCUCUCUCUCUCUCCAUCUUCUUCGUUCAUUUUCUUCACACCGUUGUCGCGCACAAAUAAUCAUUUUCUAAUCUCCUUGUCAGGUUACCCCGAUUCUCAACAUCAACCUCAGAUGUAUUCCCAACACUCGAGAAACAUGUUACCGCCCUCCCCCCAACAUUACCCUCCACAGCGCUUUUCACAACCUCCUCUCCCGGCGCCUCCCUCCUCUACCGCUCCUCAGAAUCCCCCGGUUUCCUAUCACAAAAGACCUGGUAGUAGCAUGUCGAUAUCGUCCAUGCUAGGAGUCGCAGAACCUGAUCGGGCCCCUCCUGAUCAACAGCAAAUACCUACCUCGAGAGAACCCUCCAGACAAUCCUCGAGCUCCGGCCCACCUUUACUGCUCGGCGCCGCAAUGUCACCGCCUCCUGCCUAUGCCUCAAAACACGCCUCGAAUAAUGACCACAUGUACAAUCAAAGGUCCAAUACUCCCGAUCGUAUGGACACUACCUCUCCGACCGGUACCAGACCUCAUCGCUCAAGUUCCGGCAACACGGUUCAACGAGCUGCCUCAUUUUACGAUCCUCAUCCUCGUUCUACACCAAACUCGGGAGUCAUGGGCGGUCUCCCUGGACCGAGAUAUCCAUCCCCGUUUGCUCCCGCUCAUCACUCCAGAGACGAUUACGGAGAUCGCAACAGGCGAACAAGCAUAAGUGGGAUAUUGCAGCGCCCAGAGAGUCAACCUCAACUAGCGACUAGCAAUCCACCUUUCCAUUCGGGCCCCAGUCCACAUCCUCGUCCAGAAAGCAUCCCCUCACUCUUGCAUUCGGACAGACCUGGUCCUGAACCUCCACGACAAACUCCGCACGCUGGGACUUACGACACUCGACCCCCAGGUCUGCCAGCACUGUCACGUCUCCCUGUAAAUACUCCUUCACAACAGAGCUACCAAUCCCCAUACGACCGACCAGUCCUGCAGUCGCUAUCACCCGAAAUCCGCCGUUCUCACCUCAAUGGCACCGAGUCUCGCGGCCUUGCUCCUAUUCUAAACCAGCAAAACGACGGCGCUCACUCUUUUCAACAAAUGGCCCGGCAAGAUUCAAUGCAGUCUCAAAGCGACAGAUCACUCGCUGGUGAUCGUUCACGCGCCCCAAAUCGUCCAUAUUCGCCAUUUGCAGGGUCUGUUGUAUCUCAUAAUAAUCAGGCAAUGGGGGAAGUAAUGAGAAAGGGAAGCGAGGAACUUUCACAACACCGAGCCAUUCUCUCUCUAGCUCAUGACUCGAAGAGAGGAAGGUACUCACCAGUGCCACAGGCCGUUCAAGGUGCGCAAGCGCAGACACCUGUUCCCGACGCCGGAAUCAAGACCGAGCAAGGCCGAGUAUUCUCAGGCAUCGGCGGCGCUUUGGGCACCGCCAGUCAGCCACAAACGUCAACACCGCAGCCAAUGUCCGCCAGCCCAUUCAAACAGAAUGAUUCCAAUUCAAAAUUGAGCGAAGAGAACCUGGUCAAAAUGUCACGCACCGCCUCAGGAGCAAGCAAACGAGCUCGCAAGGCCAUGGACGAAGACUCACGCGGAGACGGUGAAAGUACUGCGGCCAAGAAGAAUGGCACUUCCAAGACAAAACGAGGAAAAUACCAGCAUUCAUACAAACUUGAUCUGGACGAAGCCGCGCAGCCUCAGAAGAAACCCGGAUCGUUCACGUCGACGGAAAAGGCAUCUCAUCCACGCUCGACCGCUGGUACUGGUGCGUCGAAUCCUCAACCUCUCGCCAAUCUUGCAACUUCGCGCCACGUCUCAUCCGCAGAGCCAAAACCAUCGUCGCGGAAGAUUAUCAAGAUAUCGUCAGUUGUGGCAUCAGCAGCGAAAAAUCCCCGCCGGCACCUUGGGUUCUUCAAAUACAACCCUCAAGUCACGCCCAUCGACAGUCCCCGUCCAAGUACCCACAAGUUUGAUGUUUCCAUCAGGCCGAAUCUCAUUCCAUCUUUUCAACAACCUGAAAAUAUCAACUGUACCUACACCAUUCGUGUAUCUCGGAUGUGGCUCAAAGAGCGCGAAAGACGCCUGAUUGGCGCCGAAAGAUAUCUGUGGGGCUCAGGGAUAUAUACCGACGAUUCAGACCCCAUCGCGGCAGCCAUGCAUUCUGGUUUCAUUACCGCCGUGCCUCCCAGUGGAGUUGAUGAAGUUCUUCUAGAUCAAAUCAUCCGAGAGCAAAACUCGAAGAUUGAGGGAGGUUCAGCGCCCGAGAAACCAGCGCCUGUGCCUGAAAAUAAAGAUCUCCACAUCACUUUAGUGGUGCUCCCGGCCCUGGAGCGAUACGCAGAGUCGGCAAGAUUUGGAAUCAAGUCCAGGAGCUGGCCAGACGAGUCUUGCGGUAGCGAGACAAAGACGCCGCACGAUGGAGUGAGCUUCAUGGUCCUCAAGACCGAGUUCCUGGAAGACGGGAUCGAGUCGCAACGAGUGGGGAGGACUGGGGUGGAGAAGCGAGAAAGACUGAGAAGAGAGCUCCAGGAAAGGCAACGAGGCCUGGAGCUGGAGAAACAAAAAUUGUUGGAAGCUGCCGCAAGGGCAACCUUGCGCAAACGUCGCCAAAAGCAAGGGGUAACGGACAAAGACGCCGUGAAAGUAACGUCGACAGAGCUGUUAUCAUCUCUAUCGAAAGCCAACGAAGCAGGUGUCGAUGACGUCGGUGACAGUAGUCCAAAACUGGAUGUGGGCCAAAGUCCUGGCGAGUGGAUUCGGCAGUUGACAGUUGCGGCUGCAUAGAUGGAAUGGACGUGGGUGUGUACACAAGCAACGGCGCCGGGUGCGUGGAUAGCGACAAGUCAAGUCAAGAGGAUUUAUCGACCGGAUCGAAUGUGCAUUGUUGGACAAUUUCGUGUUGAAGCUAGACGUAGCUCCACGGGUCGGGUCAGACAAGCAAUGUGUAUGUGGCCUAACGAAUAAGAAUAACGUGACCUAGGUUGAGCAUCGCCUCUCAAGUACUUGUAUAAAAAAAUAGCAUGUUUUGA
Messenger RNA from Exophiala mesophila, 3736 nucleotides. RefSeq lists its product as hypothetical. The record is from RefSeq and is a predicted model, not a curated record. Bases 861 to 3491 code for a protein of 876 amino acids. The transcript has 2 exons. NCBI's taxonomy places the organism in Eukaryota, Fungi, Ascomycota, Eurotiomycetes, Chaetothyriales, Herpotrichiellaceae.